Molecule: messenger RNA, 545 nt
Organism: Glycine soja
Lineage: Eukaryota; Viridiplantae; Streptophyta; Magnoliopsida; Fabales; Fabaceae
Product: epoxide hydrolase B-like
Exons: 2
Molecular function (GO): hydrolase activity
Source: RefSeq, a predicted model, not a curated record
AAUUUUCUGGAACCUGGGAGGGCAGAAGCAGAUUUUGGUCGUUUUCCUGUGAAAUCAGUGAUAAGAAACAUCUACACUCUCUUCUCUAGAAGUGAGAUUCCAAUAGCAGCAGAUGAUCAAGAAAUCAUGGACUUGUUUGACCCAUCUACUCCCCUACCUCCUUGGUUCUCUGAGGAAGACCUUUCAACCUAUGCAUCGUUAUAUGAAAAAUCUGGAUUCAGAUAUGCAUUGCAGGUUCCAUACAGGAGUGCUAAGGUGGAAACUGGCUUAAGUGACGUGAAAGUUACUGUUCCAGCACUUCUUAUCGUGGGUGAGCAAGAUUAUUUCUUAAAGUUUCCCGGCAUGGAAAACUAUAUCCGAAAAGGGGUAGUGAAAAAUUUUGUGCCUAACUUGGAAACCGUAUAUAUUCCAGAAGGAAGCCAUUUUAUGCAUGAACAAAUUCCAGAGAAGGUGAACCAGCUCAUCAUUGAGUUCCUUGACAAACAAAGUAUCUGAUUCUGUUCUACAGCUGAAAGCUUGUUUGCUUUUUUGGCUUAAAUAUAUUU